Messenger RNA from Cantharellus anzutake, 294 nucleotides. RefSeq lists its product as uncharacterized. The transcript has a single exon. The coding region runs from base 12 to 191 and encodes 59 amino acids. Lineage: Eukaryota; Fungi; Basidiomycota; Agaricomycetes; Cantharellales; Hydnaceae. The record is from RefSeq and is a predicted model, not a curated record.
AGGCAGAUUGCAUGCAAUACUGGCGUACUUUUGCAGAAUUUUUAUUGCCAAUAGUUCUCAGGGCGGAGUUGAGACAUACAUUGCUCAAAGAACCCAAAACCGACAUUAGCGCCCCGCACUUCUUCCCAAUGGUCUCCUUGCUCCUCCAACAAUCACAUGCCUACGGUAGCCCUGGUACUCCACUCGACUGAGCAGCAGCAUUUCGAAGAAAGUGAUAAGUAUUUUAAUGAUGGUAAAACCCAGUACAAUCUAACGGGGAACUUCCGGCACUGAUUGGAAUGGACUCGAAAAGGG